AUGUCUACCACAAUCAAGCUCGCGGAGUACUUGUUCACACGCCUCCAUCAACUGGGAGUGCGCUCCAUCCACGGUGUACCGGGUGAUUACAACCUGACCUUGUUGGAUCAUAUUGAACCCUCAGGGCUUCAUUGGGUCGGCAACUGCAACGAGCUAGAUGCGGGAUACGCUGCUGAUGGCUAUGCACGGAUUAAUGGCGUUGGAGCGCUGAUAACCACGUUUGGAGUCGGAGAACUUUCGGCUAUCAAUGCCGUAGCUGGUGCAUACUGCGAACGCGCAGCAGUGGUCCAUGUGGUCGGCACCCCCGAAACAGCUACUCAGGAUUCUCGUUUGAAGGUGCACCACACCUUUGCUGACGGCAAUUAUCAACGCUUUGCUCAGAUGCAUGCCCACAUUACGGUGGCACAGGAGAGCCUCAGGGACCCUCGAUCAGCGCCAGAGCAGAUUGACGCAAUUCUGAAGAAAUGCCUCUUUCACAGCAGACCGGUCUACAUCCAGGUGCCGGUGGACUUGGUGGGUGCACCAGUUGAAGCCGGCAGGUUAUGGUCAGAGUCUCUGUCAUCGGAAAUCACUUCAAUCGAAACUAUGGUCUCACCGGCUCACGACCUGACCCUUUCAAUUAUAUUGGAGAAGAUCAGAGCCGCCAAACAGCCGAUGAUUCUGGUAGAUGGCGAGAGCAGAGCACUUCGAAUCACCGAAGACGUCCAGAGCAUCGUCCAGAUAACCAAGUGGCCCACCUGGGUAACGGUCUUUGCCAAAGGUCUUGUGGACGAGACGGCUUCCAAUGUCCAUGGAGUCUAUCGAGGCAGCUACGAUCCAAAGGCGAAGGCUUUCGUGGACAGUUCGGACCUGGUCUUAUGCUUCGGGCCUCACUUCAGCUCCACCAACACCUUCGACUCUACCAGCAUCCCUCCCAAGGCAGUCACCAUCAGCUUCACAGAUAACGAGAUUCGGAUAGGCGAGCAAACCUUUCGAGACAUCCGGGCCAAGCUUGGUGUCUCCCGGCUGCGGCAGGAGCUGAGCGCUAUGCACUUGAAGCCUUCUGGCAUACCUGCCAACUUGCCUAGUGAGGACCGUGAAAUUUGUUUCUCAUCGCUUCCGAGCAAACAAUGCAUCACGCAAGAUAAACUGUGGCGUCUUCUCGCCAAUUUCAUACGUCCGGGCGACAUUGUCCUCGGCGAAACAGGCACUGCAGGCUAUGGUGUUCAAGAGAUGGUACUUCCGCGCAACACGCGCGUGUUCGCACCGGUGACCUGGCUCUCAAUUGGAUAUAUGCUUCCCGCAACCCAGGGCGCGGCUCUAGCCCAGAGGGAGCUUAUAGCCUCUUCAGCUUAUCACGGCAUCAGCCAUGCGCGGACCGUGCUCUUUAUCGGCGAUGGUAGCUUCCAAAUGACCGUGCAGGAACUUAGCACCAUCAUACGUGAGAAGCUGGACGUCAUAAUCUUCCUCCUCAACAACGAUGGCUACACUAUCGAACGAUGCAUUCACGGCUUGAAGAAAAGGUACAAUGACAUCGCCCGUUGGCGCUAUCUGCAAGCACCACGCUUCCUGGGUGCCGACGAUGGCGUCUUUACGGCUACCGUGAGCACUUGGGGUGACCUUGAGCGAGUACUUUCGGCCAGAGAAAUCGCCGGUGGCAGCGGUUUGAGGAUGGUGGAGAUAAUGCUGGACCGUGAGGAUGUUCCGGAAGGUCCUUUGCUUGAUUUGCUCCGAGAGGAAAAGAAGGCUGUCUCAGGGGAGUCGUAA
Cladophialophora psammophila CBS 110553 is the source of this 1746-nucleotide messenger RNA. Its product is annotated as pyruvate decarboxylase. Bases 1 to 1746 code for a protein of 581 amino acids. NCBI's taxonomy places the organism in Eukaryota, Fungi, Ascomycota, Eurotiomycetes, Chaetothyriales, Herpotrichiellaceae. The record is from RefSeq and is a predicted model, not a curated record. Gene Ontology annotation, molecular function: thiamine pyrophosphate binding; carboxy-lyase activity; magnesium ion binding. The transcript has a single exon.